AUGGAGUAUCCAUCCAAUGUUAUUUUGCUACUGCUGCAAAUUGUGUUACAAAGACAACAGCUUUUAGCACAUCAGGACAAAUCACUGUCACUUGAGUCCCUCUUAAUGGAGCCAAUCAUUGAUCGAGCCCUUUUGGUAGAGUUUCAAAACCAUACCCUGGUGAAAAUGUACGCCCCUGAAUUACAAACACUACAAUUGAGAAGUCUCAAGAGUCUAGUGAAUGAAGUUUUCGAAUUGGGCACGCCAGAUGUCAAGUCCACCGACGAGACCCCAGUAACUGUGGUGACACUCGCAAAUUACUACUACACGAAAAGAAUAGAGGAACUGCAGAAUUAUCAGCUGCCCAUGUUAAGACAGAACAUAAUGGAGCAUCUACAAAGCUACAAUUAA
Molecule: messenger RNA, 390 nt
Organism: Zygotorulaspora mrakii
Lineage: Eukaryota; Fungi; Ascomycota; Saccharomycetes; Saccharomycetales; Saccharomycetaceae
Gene: SWC7
Product: Swc7p
Exons: 1
Coding region: 1-390 (129 amino acids)
Source: RefSeq, a predicted model, not a curated record